Messenger RNA from Arachis duranensis, 915 nucleotides. RefSeq lists its product as uncharacterized. Lineage: Eukaryota; Viridiplantae; Streptophyta; Magnoliopsida; Fabales; Fabaceae. Bases 1 to 915 code for a protein of 304 amino acids. The record is from RefSeq and is a predicted model, not a curated record. The transcript has a single exon.
AUGGCCAAUGUGAAUUACAACAAUCGUCCACCCUAUCCCUCUCAAAGCCAAAACCACUACUCUCAUGGUGGUAAUCAACACCAAGGGUGGAGAGACAAUGCACAAGGGAACAACCAAAUCCAAAGAUGGAACAACUCUUCUUCUCACCACAAUAACAAUUACCAAGCCAACCAAAACCACCACAACCAAAACCAAAAUAACUACACUAAGUACCAAGCACCACACCAAAGACAACAAUCCAACCACACCUCUCCACCUCCCACCAACCAAAUUGAAGAGCUUAAAGUUGCUGUGGAUAAAAGAGAUGAAAGCUAUAAGACUCAAUUUAAGGCUAUGAAUGCUCAAGUAGCCAAUCUUGCUGAAAUGAUCUCAAAGAUGUCCAUGUCAUCUUCCAACAAUAUCAAUCAACCCUCAAGUUCUUCUAACCUUCCAUCCCAACCCCAACUAAACCCAAAGGGCGGUCUCAACGCCAUUACUCUAUGGUCAGGAACUACAUUGGAGGAGAUACCUCCAAGGAUCUUAAAAGACAUUCAUGAUGAAGAAGUAGUUGUUGAAGCUCCACAUGAAGAGGAUGAGGUAGGCAAGAAGCAUGAAGAGGAAAGAGUAAACCUCAAGGAACCCAAGAGGAAAGCUCUAGUGGAUGAGUCCAUCCCAAUUCUAUUCCCUUCCAUGGUGAAGAAAGCAAAGAAGACACCGGAAUUUGACAUGAACAUGCUUCAAGUGUUCAAAAAGGUUGAGGUAACCAUACCACUUCUUGAUGCUAUUCAACAAAUUCCAAAGUAUGCAAAAUUCUUGAAAGACUUGUGUACACAGAAGGAUAGGAUAGGGAAAUUGGAGACAUUAUCCUUGGGAAGUUCAAUCUCUUCUUUGAUGGAACCCAAGGAUAAUGUGGUGAAGAGAUUGAAACUUCUUUGA